UAAACUGACAGUGGAUGUGAAGACGUAAGGGUGUAUCUUCUUUUCUAGUAAAAUAUUGAUCUCUCCUGCUUGAAUCAAACAGGUUCUUGUACAACGUAGUGUAGUCAUGGGAAGAGCAAACCAAUUUUCACUGUUAAUGUGGAAAAAUUUCAUCCUUCUUAAGAGAGCCCCAGUGCGAACUUUUCGUCAGAUUGCAAUACCUCUCUUUUCCAUAGCCAUCCUAGUCUUUCUGCGAGCUUUCAAGAUAAAGAAUGAGUACAAACCAAAUGUCACGUACCCUGCCUUUGAGGUGAAUAAACUUCCAUCAGAUGUGUCGAAACUCAAUCGAAUUGCGUUUGCACCUAACACUAGUGAUGUACAACAAGUUAUGGACAGGGUGGUGAAGCAGCUUGGAUUUACACAUGCUGAGCCCUUUAAAAGUGAAGAGGAUAUGGUUAGUUCUUUAGUCAGUUUACAAGGCAAUGAAAAAACAUUCCUCGGAGGAAUUGCCUUCAAUACAAGUCUGGACAGUAAUAAUAUUAUAUACAAGAUCAGACUGAGCUCAAAGACUGAUAUAAAGCAAAAUGGUAGCAAGGAAGAAAGGCAAGGGUUUGGUACAAGUCCUUCUACAACCUGGAAUACUCAGUUUACAUUUCCAGUUUUACAAGAUCAAGGACCAAGGAACAAAAAUGCCUCCCACGGUGGCCCUCCAUUUUAUUUUGAAGCUGGAUUUUUGGCAAUUCAGCAUGCAGUGAAUGUUGCUAUCAUGAAGUACCGGUACAAAGGGAAGACUGAUAUGCUGAAUACAACAGUGUCAGUGAAGCGGUUUCCAUAUCCUGAUUACACUCAUGACAAUUUUGUUCAAGUGAUACAAACUAGCCUUCCUCUUCUUUUGACGUUAUCACUUAUUUUCAUUGUCUGGACCAUAGUCUGCGAUGUUGUCUAUGAAAAAGAGAAAAAAUUAAAGGUAAGGAAAUUCAAUUUCUAUUUUUAUUGAUCAUUGUUAAUAACAUAUGACGGCUCUUCAUCCAUGGCCCUGAGCAGUAGUUGCUCUCAGAUUUAACAGUCACGUAGAAAAUGUAAAUUUCCAGUGGAAUAUAAUCUAUGCAUGACCAAUGCAUUCAGCAUCCUCCAUUGGAACACUUUUCUACCCCUCAUACAACAUAAUUAGCAUUUUUUUUCAAGUCUCUUGCAAACAGAAAACAAAAACCUCCAGUGGAAUCUAUUCAUGUUCAAUGGAUUCCAUACAAUAAGGUAACAAAGGUAAGACUUUUUACCUUUUCACCACUACACGCAAAGUUUCUUGUCAAGGAAAGUGAUAUAACAAUGGCAAGGAAUCCAGACCUAACAUGUAAUCUGCCACAUUUAUACUAACGCUGGCUGCCAAGGUUAAGAAAUUUGAGUGUUGUAAAUAAUAAAAAAGGAACAGGUAUUGAUAAAAAUGGAGGAUCUAAUUUGCUGAUGUGCUGGUGUGCAGGCUUGACUUGAUCCUGUAACUCAAUCAAACCCUGUGCCAAUCGAUCCUAACACCUCUAGUUGGACCUGCACCUGCUCCCAGCAAAUAACUAUAUUAACCCAAGGGUUGUCCAAUACUGAAAAACUAGACUCUAGAUGUAUCCCAGCACGCAAAGAAAGUAGUGUCCGAUAGCCUGGAGCUAGUGGAUUUUGCUAUUGGGCUAGUGAAUUCUGUUAUUAACUUGCCCGAUAGGCAAAUGAAUUUUUCGAGGAAUUCAAAUUACAGAAGAACUGUGAAAUCAAUCUGCUCAUCAAAACGUUUUUUGGGCUAGUUGAAAUGAUAUUUGGGCUAGUAAAUGUUGGCUUUAGCUUGCCCGAAUGGCAAGCUGUAAAAAUGACUUUCUUUGCACCAGUAUCCCCUUGCUUUCCUUUGGAAAACCAGUAUUCACAACGUCUCUCUUUACUUGAUCCAGUUGUAUAAAUGGAUAGUAGUCUGGAAACAUUGCUUGUUGGGUUAACCCUAAGUUGGACUAUAUAUAGAAUCCUAUCCAAGGGGAAUUGGUGCAGUAAUUCUUGCUUUUAUAGACAAUGAGUUUAGCCAGCCCCAGCUACAUGCACCUUGACAUCUCCCUUUUACAUUAUAUUCAUUGAUAGAUUUGAUCAAUUUUAAAACAGGUAUUGAUUUUACCUAAUUUGACAGGAAUCCAUGAAGAUGAUGGGACUGAGUGGCUGGUUACAUUGGCUUGCAUGGUUCACAAAAUAUUUCUUGUUGCUCCUUAUCAUUAUGGCUUUUGCAACCCUUUUCUUUACUGUAAAAUUCAACUCCAAUGGCCGUGUCCUGAACAAAACUUCUCCAACUGUUCUGUUUGUUUUCCUUAUGCUCUAUGCAGUCUCUUCCAUUAUGUUCGGCUUCUGUGUUAGUGUAUUCUUCUCCAAGGCAAACGUUGCUGCAGCUGCUGGAGGGAUCAUCUGGUUCUGCAAUUACAUCCCAUACUUUUUUGUGGCACAGUACUAUGACACAAUGAGCGUAGGCGCCAAGGCUGCAUCGUGCCUUCUCUCCAAUGUCGCAAUGUCAAUGGGAGCUCAGCUGAUUGGCAAAUUUGAAGGAGCUGGCAUCGGAUCUCAGUGGUCAAAUCUUAACCAUGGACCUUCUAUCUAUGAUGAUUUUACUCUUGGUCUUGUCAUGAUCAUGUUUGUGGUAGAUUCCUUGAUCUAUGGUCUUAUCGCUUGGUGCGUUGAGGCUGUUUUUCCUGGAGACUUUAGUGUUCCACAGCCGUGGUACUUUCCCAUUUUACCUAGUUACUGGUGUGGUAAAGGCAAAGAGGUAAGGUUGAGGUUUUAGAAAGCUUGGUGUCUACAAUCAUUAAACUACUUAGAUAAUCUAAGGGAUGUAGGAGGGGGGAUGGGGGUAGUGAUCAUGAAUGUUUGAAAACCAAGUAGCGCUGGUGACUGGUUGUUUUGCCUAUGAGUCAUUUUGCUGAUGUCCGCUUCGCUGUGGUCUUCAUUUGUUCCGCUUAAGAAACUGAACCAGUGAUGCAGAUGUAUAUACUUCCUUCUUUAAGCCAUGACACCAAAAAGUGUGACACCAAUGCAUACAUACCUGGUUUGCUCUUUAAGCCACUGAUUACUCAUCAGGCAAAAGACCUUAGGGAACUGAUCUAAUGUGUUAGUGAAUUGACUAAUGAGGUGAGCUAGCAGGAUUUGGCGAAAUGACAAGGAGUGCGACAAUAAAUCAUAAGGUCAUGGUUAGCACAUACUUUUCCUCUAUCAGCCAUAACACUUUACAUCUGUCUUGCCCCCAUUAUAAACUCCUGCUCCACUGCUGCUCUUUUCAUCGUCUUUAGAUGAUAGCAUUAUUACUAUUCUUAGACUUGUACUGCUGAUUGCACAUGGCCAACCAUACCCUAAAAGUUACUCACGCCUUUAUGUUGCUUUUAAUUAAUCUUUUAAAUUUCUACUUAUUUUUUAUAGGUGGAGAUAAAAGAGUUCUAUGACUUAGAAAAUGGCUCCAGCCAAACUGGGAUGUCAGCACCAGAAUUCUUAGAAAAGGAACCAGUGGGUUUGGUGCCUGGGAUUGAAAUUAAAAACCUCAAGAAAGUGUUUUCUACUGAAAAAGGUUUGACUUGAGUUAGUUAUUUCUUCAUAUAUCAGGGCUCUGCUCUAAAAUCACCUUGAGGCGACCUAGAGACCCAGGCACCUUCAUUUGGCACUGAUUGGGUGCAGACUAGGAUAUAUCUUUGACGAUUUAACUUAAGAAUCAUAUGCUGGGCACCCUGGAUUUCACAGGCUCAGCGCACUCUACAACUAUUAUUUUUCUUAGAGAACAGCUUUUCACAUACAUGUUAUCAUUAUUAGAUAAACGUGUCUCUGCUAUUUUAUGUGAGGCAACACUAACUUGUGUGUAAGUUGUUUGAAGACAAUUGAAUACAGACAGGGCAAGCAAAAACUUAAUGCCAUCAUGUAUAUACACCAAGUUGCCAGGAGUUGCCAAAGUUUUAUCAUAAGGUUACAGUGUAAAGAAAUCCAGAUUGUAAUCUUCAUAAGCAGUGGCCGAUCUAGGAGAAUGGUCCCCACCAACCAAGCCCGAGAGAAAGUAUUUUUUAAGAGGGGUUACAAAAAACUACUGUUAUCUCAGGGUAUUGACGAGUGGACCCAAUUAUCUGAAGUCCUGGAUUUACAAGUCAUAAGUUACAUAAUCAAAUUAUGAUAACUAACUUUCCUUGUUUGAUUUCAAAAAUCCUGUUUUCAUUUCAAUCUUUCCAAUGUGUGCUUUUUAACUUUAUUUUAUUUUUUCUUAUUACGUAGGAAAGAAAGUUGCGGUUAAUGGAGUAUCACUGAACAUGUAUGAAGGCCAGAUAACUGCUCUACUGGGGCAAAAUGGAGCCGGGAAAACAACUCUUAUGUCCAUGCUGACAGGGUUGUUACCUGCUUCAUCCGGCUCAGCUCUUGUUAAUGGCUGUUCCAUUAGAGAAAACAUUCGUGGAGUGCGCAGCAGCUUAGGUAAGUUACGUGUACAUGGUUGACUUCUAAUCAAGAGAGGUUCUGAACUGCUAUGAUAGUAUUGAAAACAUAGAAUCAAAGCUAUUUUUGUUAUUUGUGAGAUGGUAGUAGGCUCGAUUUCUGCCACUCUCUCGUCAGUCAUCAUCAUCAUCAAUCAUCAGAAUCAUUAUCACCACCAUUGUCACCACUAAAAUCACCAGCAUGACCAGCAAUGUUUGGUUUUUUGUAAAUCCCGAAUAAAAUAAACUUGUUGCUAAUCAGAAAAUUUUUGUACAGGCCUUUGUCCUCAACAUAAUGUGUUGUAUGACCAUCUGACUGUUGAGGAACAUCUGUGGUUCUUUGCUAAGUUAAAGAACUGUCCAUCCCAUCGUGUACGGCAGGAGGUCAACAGAAUGAUUGAAUGCAUUGGACUUGCUGACAAGCGACAUACACAGACCCGUGCACUGUCUGGUGGCAUGAAAAGAAAACUGUCUGUUGGAAUAGCACUUAUUUCAGAUUCCAAGGUUAGCAUGGUUAUGUCAUCUUUCAUCCCUACAUGAAAAUUUCACCUCUAGAAAAUUAUUUAUUUGUGUAUUGAAAAUAACCUGUAUAAUCAAAGACCCUCCGAAAUACUUAAAUGAUAGAUUUACUUACGCUUUCGCAUACUUAAACUUAUGAAUUCCGUACCUUUUCAUAUACUUGAAGCCUGAAAAAGGAGCUUCCCGUCUAGGGAGUGCCCCCCCCCACACACACACACACACACACACGGGGAGAAGCAGCGCCGUAUUCAUUAGCCGCCAUGACCUUGCAAGCUUCUGCUAGUUACCUGUAGUUUAAACAAACAGCGAUGAUGAUGAUGAUGAUGAUGAUGCCAUUGAGUCUUAUUUAUUAACAGGUUGUAAUGCUGGAUGAGCCAACAUCUGGCAUGGACCCCUCAGCACGCAGAUUCACCUGGGAUUUGCUACAGCAGCAAAAGCAAGGAAGAACUAUACUUCUUACCACGCACUUCACGGACGAAGCUGAUAUUCUUGGUGGCAGGAUCGCCAUUAUGGCAGAAGGAAAUAUCAAAUGCUGUGGAUCUUCCUUCUUCCUUAAGAACAAGUACGGAGUGGGCUAUCACAUGGUUAUGGUAAAGGAGCCCCAUUGUGACGUAUCCAAGAUUUUAUCUGUGGUGAGCGGUCAUGUGCCUACAGCAAUGUUGGAGAGUAAUGUUGGUGAGUCCGUCUGAAAUUACCACUCUCUUACCACUUGUGAUAUCGUCAACGACGACGCCGACGGCAGUGAAAACAUCGCUAAAAAUGAAUUUACGUCCUUUCAAACUUAUUCGCGUCGUUUUGGACCCGCUCUAUUUGUCAAAUGAAGGCCAUUUUUCCUGGAGUCAAACUCUUGAGGACUUAAAUAUCCAGGUUCAAAAAGAGAAAGGAAAAAUUCGUCCACGUAUGUUCACGUCCUCCAUAAAACCAUAGUUAAACGUUGGCAUUAGGAGGUUUCUUGUCGUGUCAAGGAAAUGUACCAAAAAGCGUGAUGCACGUGCAGAGCAGUUGUUUUGCUCAUAAAACCAAUUCUUUUGGACGUUGUCGUUGUCGUCGUCGUCGUGGUAUCUACUCUACAUGUAUCUCUACAUGUAUGUGUUUUUCAAGUUAACCCUUUUAAUUUCUAGGCCAUGUUGUGGUGAGAUUAUUUAUCACUUACCGUAAAAUUCCGAAAAUAAGCCCCAGGGCUUAUAUUUUUCAAAGGCCCUUUUUGAGGGGCUUAUUUUUGGAGAGGCUUAUCUACGGAGGGAAAUUUGCGUUUCAAAAUCGAUUGGGAUAGCCUUAUAGUUGGAAGUAAAUUUACCGUUUUUGCUUUGUUUUACUUUGUAUUUGAGGGCAAUUUCCAAGUACAAGCCCCCGGGGGGCUUAUAUUUGGAGGGGCGAUUUAACGGAGGGUUUUUUUCGUCACGAGUUUGGAGGACUUAUACAUGGAGGGGCUUAUUUUCGGAAUUUUACUGUAACCUUUUAAUCUUAGGACGAAAUCCUAUCGUGUUACCAUUCAAAUUAAACCUUUUUGGCAGAACGUUUGCAUAGUACGAUUUAUUUCGUAGGAUUUUACAAAAAGAAAUUUGAAUUACCGGUAUUUUGUAAUUUUUUUCCCUGGCUAGCAUGAUUAGAAGUAAAGGGUUGAACGUGGUAGAACACUCACGCUCAUAUUACAAACCAUACAAACCUGCCAGCGACAAGAAGCAAAAGAGAACAGUGCACGUAAUUCUUACAAUUUGUGUUCUUGUUCUUUGAGCAGGUGCUGAGCUAUCAUUUGUUGUGCCAAGUGAAGCUACAGAUAAGUUCGAGGGGCUUUUCUUGGAGCUGGAAAAUCGCCGGCAGGAGCUUGGCAUCGCUAGUUACGGUGCUUCAGUUACUACAUUGGAAGAAGUGUUUUUCAAGGUUCUCAGCACACUCAGCGAUAAACUACAAAAAAGGGAUCAAGAAGGUUGGUUAUGAUUAUGAUAGAGAAAAUAUGUCUUUUGUUUUCUUUUUAAAGGCUGGGGCUAUGUUACGCUAUUUGCUAUCUUUUCAAAAAGAUAAAAUGUGUCGUUACAUCAAUAGAAUUCCAGAAAUAAUGGUACAGUUGUGUUAUUUAAAAACUAUACUUGGGCAUUGAAACUGUCUCCUGUCGUCUGUUGCUACGGAUGGCAGGAUGGACAUGGGCCACCCACGAAGAAGGUGACUCGCAGGAGAAGAAAGAAAAUGAGAGAGUACUGGACUAAGCUUAUGUGUUUGACCCUUCAUGGUCGUUUGAUUUCUUCCCGGGGGGGUACUUCCGCGAAUUUUGGAUAGGGGUGUGCCGCGAAGGUUCGUAAACCUAACCUUAUUUAAGGACUAAGAAAGCGAAAACUGAUACCCUUUUUAAGGCCGAAAGCCGAAAAAUGACACCCUAUUCAAGGAAAAAAACAAAAUUAUUAAUAGCAUGAAAAGGAAACCUUUAUUAUUUGGUGAGUAAGCUUCAUGAAGGUACCUACUGUGAUACUUCGUUUGAUUCCUCAGAGACUUCCUCAAUAAAUAGAAUGCAAGUGAAUGGAAAAAUCCCAAAUGGGACAGAACGAUCGGUGUUUUCACGACUGGGAACAUUCGGAGCAGCGUCUGGUGGCUAUGGCACUUUUAGCGACUACGAUAACUACACCCACUCUUCUGGGUUUCGUCUGUUUCGUCAGCGGUGGUACGCAAUGUUUGUUAAGCGCCUACUUCACUCCAAACGUCACAAGCUGUCCCUUAUUUCACAGCUUCUCCUUCCACUGGUGUUUACGCUUAUUGCACUCAUUAAUGCCAAGAAUUUUCCUCAACCCACUGACUCACCGCCUCUUGAUCUGACUACACAUAACUACCAGAACAACUUCGUUCUUUGGGCUUCAGACGGGUAAGUGUUGGCUUCUGAAGUAUUCUAGUCUCCUGACUUCGUAGCCGUUCUUUGUAGGGAGGAGCGUUGCGUGACGACACUGCGGCUACUUUCGGCUGGCGAGAUGCGACGACCGGAAAUACGUCUGCGUCCGCAGGCUACUGCGUAUAAGACUAGAACUAUCCGCAGUUAGAGCACGAUGAUUUGAAGGGGGGUGGGGGGGUAUGGUGACGUGGGGUUAUCGUGGCAUGGGUGGGAAGGGGAAUGAUGUGUGAAAAAGCGAGUUUGACAAAUGGAUGGAAAGUACAGAGAAAAAUAGGAAUUUCAUUUCCGUUCACUCUUAGGUCUCCAUGAGCCGAAGAAAGCAAAGUUAUCGAAAAAGGUCUAGUUUAGAUUUUGUUCCGAGCGUGUCCCGUAGUUUCUUGAUGGGAAGUCUAUACUUUUGUAGUAAGUUGGAAGAGGCGUCAGUUCAUACAAAAGCCAAGAGCGAAACGAAAAACAAAACUUGCUUGUAUAACUAAAUUUUCUUCUAUACCUUUUCCCUAAAAGAGCAAAGUCGCUCUGGAAGGAGAUAUCUCUUGUUACAAGCAAAUAGAAAGUGUGUUUAGUUACUGAUUGUUCGCUGAUCUUCUCCUCAAACAAAUGUAAAUACACAACACCGAAAUUGACAUUUUAGAUCUCGCUGAGCUCAGGAGCUUGAUCUGUUAGGUGUGAAGUCAUAUCAUAGUUGUUUUUUUGUUUUCCAAAUAUAGUUCUUCAGAGACAAACUUGUUAGCCGAAAAUUUCCGAACUCAGUGGCCUGGUGGCGAUACAAAGCCUGUUCAAGUGACCGGUGAUAUGGAAAAGUACUUAACGACCAAAGCCACGAAAGAUGGACUUGGAGGCUUUAACAAGCAUGAUUUGAUUGCUGCUACUUUUGCAAAGGAAAAUGGGACAGGUAGGAUUUUUUCUUGGGAGUUAUCCAACUCAAGUCAUAUUUCUAGAAAGUUCAAAAACACGGACCCAUAUCUUUCGACAAAAGAAAUCAAAACCAGACCACUGCAAAGUACCUAUCCAGUUCUGUAGUAAAGGGAACCAGACUUCGUCACACUGACAACUGUAUUUAUGCAUGCUUUCUCUGAGCAAAUGGUGAAACCAUUAAAAAAAUAUGAAAAGACAAUGAAAGGAGCUCCAAUUCAUUAUUUGAACCCCACAGAAUUGUCUUGAAUUUGAAGGAAACCUCAACGCCAGAUGGGCAUCUGCAAUAUCACCGGCUCGAAUUCCAUCGGAGAGUUAUGGCGAUUUUUUUCUGUGAACCUUGGUGGUGACGUUAAGAGUUAUAUUUUUUCUUUAUUUUUCAAAAACGUUUGAGCACCUAAUAAAGAACGUAGACCAGCGGCUGGCCAUGUUGGCACUAAGGGAGGGGUGGGUUGGUCAGAUAGCCCAUUGCCUUGGAAGGUUUCCUGAUCUUUGUUCAUUUCACUUUGUUUCUCAGUUAAUGUUACGGCGUGGUUCAACAACCAAGCUUACCAUGCUAUCGCCGUGUCACUUGCGGCUGCCGACGGUGGUAUACUGCGGUCUGUCCUGGGAAAAAACGUCUCCAUGACAACUGUAAACCACCCGUUGCCAAGUACAGCUCAAGAAUCCAUCAACGAUUUACAGCGGUAAUGCUAACCAACACAUUAAACCCGUCUAGAUUCUUCUAUAACACAGUCUGUGAACUCUUCUUUCCUCUCUUUUUUCUUUCCUGUUUAUUCUUUGAUUCACCCGUCCUUUUCCAAUUGUAAAAUUUUUUAAACUUGGCCUCUUGACAUCGUGGUUAACUGCUUAUGUGAAAGUAGAGUUGCAGUGCAUGCAGACACGAGGCACCAAAGACUGUAGAAAAAGUUUGUUCUUUUGUCUUAGUCCACUUUCGGGUAAAACUCUACCCAGGUUAUCAACCUUAACGGGAAGCUGCAGGCCGAACACAUCUUCAGCCAAAGGCCGCAGCCACAAAUGGCCAAGAGGCGAGAAAAAAGUAGGUCACUGUAUAGACUUGACCGAAACGGGAAAUCGCACAUGAAAACUUCUCUGGUAUGUAGGUUAGUGAAUUUCCCCGCUCAUUUGAUUGUAAUAAUUUCAUUAUUUUUAUCGUUAUAAUUAUUCCAUUUACUGCAGUAAUAUACUCGGCUGCCAGAUCUCCUCCAAUGUGUUAGUUGGCAUGGCUUUUCUGGCCUCCAGCUUUGUAGUGUUUCUUGUUCAAGAACGAGCAAACAAAGCGAAACAUGUGCAGUUUGUCAGCGGUGUUGACCCAUUUAGCUACUGGGAUUCUGCCUAUACCUGGGACCUUAUCAAUUUUCUGCUCCCGUCCCUGUCGAUUUUGAUCCUUGUAGCAGCUUUUGACGUGCCACCCUACACUGGUAAGUAAAUUAUUUAUUUUGAAAAGCCUACAAGGCAAUUGCGAGGCUUAAAGCUCUCACAUUUCCAUCAUUAAUCGUCCAUAGAAAUAUUUUCUGUGCUGAGACGUGAACUUCGAAAUGGAUAUGGCAUGUUAUAAUGCCGGAAAACUGGUUUUAACUGGAGCUGGGAACUCAUACUACUGGGACUAUGCCUAAGUGUUCGCUAACGCGAAAUACGUUUGCAUUUACCAUUCUUUUUGCAGGGUAGGGGGCGAAGUCAAUAGGCACGAAUUUAUGCUAUUUUAUGUGUCUUUUCAUUUUCAAACUGCGGCAGGAUUAGCGCUUGACUAUAGAGCGGGAGGUCGCGGGCUCGAUUCCAAGGGGUUGACCAAUACCCAGGGCUCUUAAAACAUAUACAUGCAUUGACACUCAAAUAAGUGUUUGUUUUUUUUUUUUUUUAUCUAAUCAACCAUACAGUGCGUCAGUUUGUAAUUUGAAUCAAAGUUUUUUUCUUUUCUUUUAGGUCCCCGCUUAGGUUACUUGUUCAUGUUACUGAUGUUGUAUGGCUGGGCCAUCAUUCCUCUCAUGUAUCUCUUCUCCUUCGUUUUCCGCAACGCCUCCACUGCCAAUGUGGUUCUAACAACGUUCAACGUUAUUACUGGCCAGGCUUGUCUACUGACUGUAUUUGAUCUAAGCAUUCCAGGUAACUUGUCUUUUUUAAAAAUCUUCCUUGUCAAUGAGAGCCUUAAGACUUAGGACAAAUUCAGACCAAAACGGUGGAAAUUGAUAUGAUGGUCGGAGGUUUUAGCUCGUAGUGCCGUGGAGUGUUAGGCCAUGUUAAAGUUUGUUUCCUUUGGACCUACCCGAACUUGUCUGACCCGGCGUGGAUGUGUAAAAUAGCGCCGGGAAGAUAAGCAAGGCGUUAUGGUCACGCUACGGAAGUCGUCCGCCACGCCGAUCGCGGAGCGGUGUUCCCCCCUUUACGCCAUGUUUUGUUGUCAUGGUUUUAUUAGACUUAAAUUUAAAGCCAAGCCAAAGGAAAUGCAACAUUAAAACCUCACCUCCUUUAACAUAUUGUUGUUGUUGUUCUUUAUUUAUUCAACCCUAGAACUUGAUCUCCUGGACGUACCAAACGCUCUGAAAUGGGCCUUCCUUGUUCUGCCGAACUACUGCCUGGGUCAAGGCCUAUUUGAUAUAUUUGAUAACUACAAUGCUCUGGAUUUCUUUAACAAGGCUCUUGACAGGUGUCUUCAUACCAAAUUGCCCUUCUUUCACCCUACUAAAGCUGAGUGCGAAAAGCUCAUUCGAGAAUAUGGCGGCAGUCAGUUGGAGUUUCAAGAGAACUACCUAUCUUGGGACAACCCUGGUAUUGGACGCUACCUGGUAUUCCUGGCCUUAGAAGGGAUCGUUUUCUACGCCCUUGUUCUAUUAAUUGAGUAUGGGGUUUUCAACCGAUUGACGGGAAUCUUCAGGUGUAGUUUUUCCACGGUUGGGCUGAGGGGCGAAGAGUCUUCAGUGGCCGAUGAUGACGAUGUUUUAGAGGAAAAAAGAAGGGUGAUGUCAUCAGAGAACAUGGACGACGUGCUUGCUAUUAAGGAGUUAACUAAGGUGUUCUCAGGAAAUGGAUGUGAGUACAAUUCGCGGGUUUUUGUAUCUUACGUACGUCCUGUCUAGGCAUAAUUCAGUAACAGGAAAAUCGACAAAAUUGACGUAGUGGUUUAUGCCUGCGAUGAUCUUGUCCCAAGAUCUCCUCAGAAAACCGUUAAAGACAUAAGACAAGAAUUCUUUCAAAAACAUAUUUAUUUCACCAAGCUUUUUCUUAAUUUAUAAUGAGAUUUCUAUUUAAUUUUCAUACUUAUAUGUAGUUGUUAGAUUUUUUUAGAGUUUUAAUACAUUUUUCUAAAGCGCCUAGCCAGUUAAUGAUAUAGACGCUAUAAAAAUAAAGCUUAUUAUUUAUUAUUAUUAUUAUUAUUAUUAUCCUCGAGUAAUGAACGAUGAACACAAAGGGUUUUGAAUUCUGAUUCUACUCUACUUAAUAUCUGCCAGACAAUGAAAUGAGGAAAUCGAUCCUUUAGACCUUUUUACCGAUACGGCGGCCGUAUUGAAUUAAUUCGAUUUAAGGAGUAUUAUAGGAUGCCCAGGGGGCAUGAGUACAUUUCGUUUGUAUUUUCGAGCGCUUUUCGGGACAUUUUUUCUUAAACUUUUCUUAAUCUUAUAAGAUUCUAAUGGGAAAAAAGAUCCUUGUGCCGUGUUUGGAUGAAAUAAUGAUCGCCUUUUUCCAGAGAAAUAUACAGUGAAAGUCCAUAUUUUUAAUACUAAACUAGGUAAAGACGAUCAUUAUUUCAUCCAAACACGGCACAAGGAUCUUUUUUCCCACUAGAAUCUUAUUCUAAGAAAACUUUAAGAAAAAAUGCCUCGAAAAGCGCUCGAAAAUACAAACGAAAUGUGCUCAUGCCCCCUGGGCAUCCUAUAAUACUACUUAAAUCGAAUUAAUUCAAUAUGGUCGCUGCAUCUACGUGGAAAGACCGUAUAUCCUGAAGAACUUUACGGAGACCUUUCCUCAAUACCAAAACAUCCAUUUGAAUCGUAUGCUAGCUACUAGAUUACUUAGUACUAUAUAAUGGUAAUAGGACUGAGUGGAGUCCAGUUCGAUCUGUCAUCAUACAGCUGAUCAUGCGAGUGAUAAUCACAAAUAUGAUUUUGUUGGUUAUAGCAUUGGUAUUAUUUAAUGGUCGGGUAGCCUUGUUUGGAAACCAUCUUAGGUGAUCUCUAUUAUCGUGGAUAUAAUUAAUUGAGUAGAAACUAACUUAAAAAGUAAAUAAGCCACGUUUUUUUCCCCAGGUCGUUCGCCAUUGAUAGCGGUGGAUAGUCUGUGCCUCGGGGUUCCCAUGAGAGAAUGUUUUGGCCUUCUUGGUUUUGAUGGGGCCGGAAAAACAACAACGUUUCGCAUGUUAACUGGAGAUGAGACCAUGACAUCCGGGACUGCUGUGGUGGACGGGUUUGACAUCAGAGAGGAUAUGAACAGGGUGCGUUCAUUGAUUCUAGCCUCUCGAGGUUUUCUUAGUAUUUUCAGUACAUUCGACAUAACUGCACUCUAACUAAAGGAAAUGUAACAUGGGACAAUCCUCACUGCUCGACGAUUUUCAGCGUUGCAAUAUUGUUGCGACAUUGCUUGGAAUUGUUAAAACAUUGUUCGAAAAUUGUUGUCCUAAAAUCGCCGUUGCUAAUCGUCUGGCGUAACAUUGUUUAAAUCAAACAAACCAUAGAUCAGAUCAUAGAACAGGAUUCGCCUUGCUAUAACAACGUUUUUUGUUCAGUUCUCUGCCCUCCACCAAUCCCAACAUUCAGAGCCUCUUUGAUCAGAGCUGUUUUUCAUAUCCUUCUUUGAAAAGAACUUUUUGGCAAACUUUAACAUGACACAUGUGUUGCUUCUAGGCUCGCCAGCGCAUUGGCUAUUGUCCUCAGUUUGACGCUUUAAUAGAUCAGCUGACCGGAAGAGAGCUGCUGUAUAUGUAUGCUCGGCUACGAGGCGUACCGGAAGUUUUGAUAGCGGAUGUUGUUAAGGAACUUAUUCAAGCAUUGCUUCUUCAAGAUCAUGCGGAUAAGUUAACAAGUUCUUACAGGUAUUUCUGAUUUCGCCAUUAAUACGCAGUGAAACCUUGGGAUACCCUUGCCUUUUUCGGAACUUAGCUGUGUGUGUCUCAGCCUGUUUCAGGCGUUUAGAGAGUUAGGAGCGGCGCGACGAUAGCUACUUUGUGCCACUCCGAACAAUCCAAAGGCCUCAAUUUUCACCUCUGCAACCCAUUUACACGGAACCGUGCAAAUUCUCCUGCAGAUUGCAGUGAUGUUUGCGGUUGAAAACCUUGCACAGUUCCGCGGGUUCCGUGUAAACAAAAGGCGGAUCCUUGCAAGUUUUUGUCGUUCAAAAAUUUGUCCGGACUCCUGUAAACAGGGUAUGAGUUUGCCGUUUCGUCAACUUGCAACAAAGCAGUUCCUAAUUUUGAAAUUAAAACCGACCAAUGACAGCGAAGAAAAAUCCUGCAUAUGAAGAGAUAAACGAAUCAGAGCUUACAACAGAAAAAUGUAGCCGCCGCAAGGCGCGGGAAAACGCGGUUGGGAUUAUACUUCUGAUUGGCUGAUGUGUAAGUGGUGCAAAUUAUCUCAGCCAAUCAUAUUGUGCGAAAUCCUGAUUGUUUUUUAUGCAAUGACCUAUUUCUUGGCUUACAAUUGUCCGAGUUUUGCUUUAAUGUCAUCUUAGGAUACUUGUAGCCCGCGUUCGCUUUGUUCAUUGUUACACUACUGGAAAACUUGCGUGCGAAUCUUCCCAAUCCUAGCUACUCUGUGAACUAGAUGAUAUAUCUAUUGGUAUGUGUUUGAAUUUGGUGGCUUGUGAGUACCAUUCGCGUAAAACCCGUUUUCCUUUGCCACUUUCUGAUCUUAUGCUUAUUAAAACGCGGCAAACGUCGCCUUUGUGCAGAGCUCGUACUCAUCUCCCACAAAUGCUCGUUAAUGGGGUAAAAAGUAUCUUACCUCAAACAGUGGAGAAACACGGGGAUCGCACAAUUAAGCAGUCAAUCAGGUGCCAUUAUUCAACGAAAACAAAAAAAUUGGGGUUAGUAAUACUUCAGUUCAGCUUGUCUAUAAAUGCCUAUGUGAGGGACACGAAUUAAGUCAGGGUUAAAGGUAGCAUGUCGCAGGUUCCAAGAUGGUAGCGUAGUGCAGUCGUGCAGUAAAAAGUGAUGUGAAAUACGCGCAGGGGCUGGGGAGAGAGAUCCUUCCCUUCCCCAGAUCCCGCGCGUGCUAUUUUCCCUUUUCUUGUUUUGUAUGAGAGCCUGGUACAGGCUAGGUUAUGGGCUCCUCACUGAGUGAUAUUUUUAAACCUCUUCUCCCUAGUGGUGGAAACAAGCGGAAGUUGAGUACUGCCAUAUCGUUAGUAGGGGAUCCCCCUGUGGUGUUUUUGGAUGAGCCUACAACUGGCAUGGACCCGAUAGCGAGAAGACUAUUAUGGGAUGCACUAUCACGUGCUCGGGCUGAUGGACGAUGCAUAGUGAUUACGUCACAUAGGUGAGAAUGGUCCAUGCUGAAAAGAAAAUUGGGAUGCUUGGAAAGAAUGCUUUCAUAGUCUUGGUUUUUAAAGGUUAAAAUGUCGAAAAAAAGUUAUGUUAGUCAUUUGGGGAUGUUUGCAGAAAGCGUCGAGGAUUGAAAAAUAAAUUCAGUGCUUGUAAGCAUUUGAAGCAAAGCAAAGAAAAGUUGAAGACACUGGCAAAAGAUUUUUCUCUUCCCUUCGCAUUUUGUUUUUUUCGGUUCCCCUCAUUUCUUUCUUAUUAUUAGCGGUAAUGCUUACAAUCGUUUCUCCUUUAUUAUUCUUAGUAUGGAGGAAUGUGAAGCUCUGUGCACUCGGCUGGCAAUCAUGGUUAAUGGGCGAUUAAAAUGUCUGGGAAGUCCGCAGCAUCUUAAACACAAGUUUGGCGAGGGAUACACGCUUCUAGCUCGAGUAUCAAGCAACAAACCCGACACUGCACCACUGAAGCAGUUUAUAGAGAGCUCAUUCCCUGGAAGCGUUUUGAAAGACGAACAUCAAGGCAUUGUCCACUAUCACAUCCGCGAUACCAGCAUAACGUGGGCUCAGCUGUUUGGGGCAAUAGAGAGAGUCAAACUGAACUUCAAUAUUGAAGAUUACUCUGUUAGUCAGACAACCUUAGAGCAAGUAUUUGUGAACUUUGCUCGAGGGCAGAGAGAGGAGGACAAUUAAUGGAAUAUGAACUAUCAUAGUUAAGACUAUAGCCCUCGGGGGGAGGGGGAGCUACUGCGGUCAAUUGUUGCUGCAACCUCGUCGCCAAGGAGCUUUUCCCUAGCUUUGGAGGUGGGGCCCACCUCCAACGCUAGGGAAAAGCGUCCUUGGGACGAGGCUGUUUUUGCUGGGUAUGUGCUGCUGGCCUUUCAGAAUCCCUACCCCAUUAUAGUCUAUUGUGCGGCUAAUUAUAGUUCCCAUCUUUGUCACUUUUGGUCGAAUGUAAUUUUCUUUGCCACUUUCUGUGUAUGCAUCUACCUUAUAAAGCCUAGUAAGACAGUCAUCCUGACUUUCAAAUUCAUGUGUCAUGUGUCAAAUUCCUAGAUACAAAGAUUUUCUUAAUUUCAAACUCUCGAAAAUUUGCGACCCUAUGCAGCGGCACAUCCCCAUUAGCCAGCCUAUUACAAGGAAGUACCCUCCCCGGGACUAUAUUAGAUAGAUAACUGUUAACCAAUGAAACACUAGUUUAAAACAAUUUUUAUCCGCGCCAUAAGACAGCGCCUUCUGAACUGAGUUAUUUUUUAUAGAUAUUUUAAAUAUUAUUUUUUAAAGUCGAAUUAUUAUUAUAAAAAUUUGAAAAGAGAACA
This is a messenger RNA of Porites lobata, 16517 nucleotides long. Lineage: Eukaryota; Metazoa; Cnidaria; Anthozoa; Scleractinia; Poritidae. The record is from the annotation of a GenBank genome assembly.